GGUGAGUUGUUUCAUUUGCAUACCCACAUGGGUCUACUGACAAGCUGCCCUAUGUCAGCAUGGGUUCUGGCUCCCUGGCUGCCAUGGCAACGUUUGAAGACAGGUUCAAGCCUAACAUGGAGCUGGAGGAAGCUAAGAAACUUGUCCGUGACGCCAUCGCUGCCGGCAUCUUCAACGACCUUGGGUCAGGGUCAAACGUUGACCUCUGUGUCAUCACCAAGGGCAAGGUGGACUACAUCCGGCCUCAUGAUGUCGCCAACCAGAAGGGCGUCAGGCAAGGGUCGUACAAGUAUAAGCGUGGCACCACAGCAGUGCUGACUAAGAGUGUACGCAGUCUACCCAUCGAUAUUGAAACAACUGUUACUGGAGAAGCAAUGGACACGUCGUAAACUCAUACUCUGUGUAGGAGGAAAGAUGAUAUGUUAAUGUACAUCAGACAAACCUGUUGUCUCCAUGUCUUUGUGAAAGAUUACGUAUUAGAAGGAAAUCCAAUUACAACAUCCUGUUAGACUAGAAAAUACAAAAUGUAAUAGAAGGGUCAAAUUUGUGUAAGAGGGGGUAGGUUUGCCUUUCUUCCAUUGGUUACAGUGAUAAAGGCGAGAAGAUGAAAAUUUUUUUCCACUCCAAUUUGUUGUAAAAUCUUCACCAGUUACAUGUAGCAAUGUUGACAGAACGAAACUGUAAUAUUCACAACUUAACUGUAGAAUCACUCUGGAGCAGUCUGUGAGCUGUGGAGAAAAAUUUAUGAGGUCACUUGAAUAAAGUUCAAUGAAAACUUGA
Messenger RNA from Branchiostoma floridae (Florida lancelet), 780 nucleotides. Its product is annotated as proteasome subunit beta type-7-like. The record is from RefSeq and is a predicted model, not a curated record. The coding region runs from base 60 to 389 and encodes 109 amino acids. NCBI's taxonomy places the organism in Eukaryota, Metazoa, Chordata, Leptocardii, Amphioxiformes, Branchiostomatidae. Gene Ontology annotation, cellular component: proteasome core complex. The transcript has 4 exons.